AUGGCUGCCUCUGCCUCCAAGCAUCUCAACCUCUCUUCUUCUUCUUAUUCUUCUUCUUCCAAACCUCCCAAAAUUUCUAUCGACGAAUCAAAACCCGCUUCUAUUUCCAUUCCCAAUCCCACUGUUUCUUCUUCUCCUUUCACAAUCUCUCACGAAAACCUUUCCCUCUCCCGCGCCUCCUACCUCACUCGCCAUGAGCUUCUCAAGCGUCGUUUUCACUAUCUCAGUCAGCUUUCCAAAUGCUACCGAGACUUAUACUGGGCCCUCAUGGAGGACCUCAAGACCCAGUACAGAGAAUACUCCUGGGAGUAUGGGCUAAGCCCAUUCAGGGAAGGCAACAUGCAGGAGAGAGAAAGAGGCAAUUUCGAAGGCAAUGGUGAGAAUAACGACUGUAAUGGAUCCAAUAGUCGAGCUGUUUUGGAUGUUGUGAACAAUCAGAGAUGCGCUUUCGUGGGUUGUAAGUUGAAGGCCAUGCCAUUGACAAGCUUCUGCCAUUUGCAUAUUCUUUCCGAUUGCAAGCAAAAGCUUUAUAAGGCUUGCAAUUAUGUUAUCAAGAGUGCCCAGGCUGGACCUAUAACAUGCGGAAAACCUAUAUUGAGAUCCACUACUCCUUCUCUCUGCAACGUCCAUUUUCAGAAGGCUCAGAAGCAUCUCACAAGGACCUUGAAGAAGGCAGGCCUAAACAAUUCCUUAGCAUGUAAACAGGCUCCUAAGUUUCAUGUCAUAGUUGCAGAAUAUGUUCGUCAAAUUCAAAUGAGAAGAAGACAACUAACAUCAAACAGAAGAAUAAUUGUAAAGGAAGAAAAGGAUAAGUGA
Molecule: messenger RNA, 816 nt
Organism: Prosopis cineraria
Lineage: Eukaryota; Viridiplantae; Streptophyta; Magnoliopsida; Fabales; Fabaceae
Exons: 2
Coding region: 1-816 (271 amino acids)
Cellular component (GO): NSL complex
Source: RefSeq, a predicted model, not a curated record